CUUUAACGCUUAUCGCUCCCUCCACUCACCCACUCAUUCUUCAUUACAUCAACCAUCGUCAACCUCUCAACUCUUUUCUUCUUCUAGGAUGGGAUUACAAAGUCCAGCACUCAUUUAUUCCUUCAAACUUCUGACAAUGCAACUGAGUUAAUCAAUCCGCGUCACUGUAUCACAGCAGUUUCAUGUGGUCGCACUGCGCAUACAAAAAUCCCGUAGCGCCACGCCCGCCGAGCUUAUAUUUACCUCACAAGCUACCCUGAACACAAACAACCAAAGCCCAUCCUGCCUCCUACCUUCAUCAAUGCCAUCAUGCUCGCUACUAUUCUCACCCUCCUGAUCAUGUCGCUCUCAAUUCCACUAUGGCAGCGCUACCAGCCCCAUUCCCCCUCCUCCAACCCCUCCACAGACUCCAUCACCCCACAGCAGAAAGCCCGCCUCCACGAAAUUGCAGACCUAAUGUCAGAAAUCUACGAAACCCUCGUGGCCAUGCGCUACCUCGACCCAUCCGGCAUCCAGCGAGGCCCACACAACCUCACCGCCCUCGCUUCUCACUUUACUACCCUCAACAUCGACCCCGCCGUGCAAUACCUCUACAGCAUCCUGCCCUACAUCGACCCCGCCGCCGCCGGCCACAGCGGCUUCCUGCACGGGGGCGAGUUCACUGAUUUCCGGGACGCGGAGCGCGUCGAACAAGGCCGCGAUCCGUUCUACGCUCUGUACGGGGUGGAGACCGUACCGGAUUACGACUCCGAAGAUGGAGCGUACAUGCGUCCGUGGGUGACGCCCCUCUCCCAGCUCGGGAACCACGGGAGUGUGAUCCUGUACGACGCGCGGAGGCACUUGAUCUGGAUGAUCGAUCAGGAGGGCUGGUCCACCACGGACCUGGCGCUGCGGGACGUCGAGGAGCGGGAGCCGGUGUCGGUGAACCGAAAUAGCUUCGAGCAUAUUCCGCAUCGCGAUGCGGGGGAGGUGCUGCGGGAUGUUGUCCGGUGGUAUCGCGCGCUCGACGAGGUGCCAACUGGCGGGGAGAGUGACGGGUGGGAUGAGUGGUCAGCGUUGGGGGAUGACGGGUCGCUGCGGGAGUUGUAUUUGAAGCAUGGCUGGCCCGAUGCGUUCGAUGGGGAUGCUUUUGAGGUGGAUGUCGCGAGGGCGAUGGCGCGUAUGCAGGCGGAGGAGUUUGCGACGGAGCCGCUUCGGGUUGCGCAGGAACACAGGAAGUCCGCGGAGCGUGUCGAUUCCUGGCUCGCCAGGGUUCGUGAUCAACUGCGAGAGGGGGUGCAGACGGACGAAGAGAAGUGGGGUGCGCGUUGGGAGAUUGUGCGUGCGAUGGCCCAGGCCGCGCACGCGAAUGAAUUGGUACAGCUGGCUGAACACCGGGUCAGGGACCUGUGCCCGGGCAACGUGUGUCUCCAGCCGCAGGGUCGUCCGCUGUGGGAGCUGCAGUACUUGCAUCAGGAAGUCGAGGAGCAGGAAACUCGAUUGGCAGAGUUGGACGAACAGCUGUCGGAAGCGCCGAGUGAACAGCCUGUGCUGGAUGAUGACCGCGAGCAGCGGAACAAGGAACGCGGUCUGCUGAUGCGCAAACUGGCCGUCUACCGCACAGCCUACGAGGCAGCGCGGUUGGAAGCCGAGCAGCAGUGCCCUGGUCAGACCUUCCAGUCGAUGACCGGGUUGGAGAGGUUGCAAUGGCCGGCGUGGAGGAUCGAGUAUCCGGGUCAACGCGCCAACGCUUUGCAACUGCUGCAGGAUGCGCGGGAGCUGUUGGCACAGGUCCCGGACGAUUUGCAGCGUGUUCGAGCUCAGAUCUCGGACUUCAUCCGUUGGCAAGAAGCCAUGGUGGGGAAUUCGGAAGAGACAGACUGAGACUGAGCUGAGAAUACUGCGUAGUGCUUGAUUUUCAGUAGGCGUCGUUCACGCCGGCUCUCGGCCAGAAUUUGUGCUGCCUCCUUGUAAGAUAUAUAUAGUACUCGGUACAGUCGGUGUAUUUCUGCUAGACCUACUACACAAGAUGCUUGAUGUCUAUUUUGAC
Messenger RNA from Aspergillus saccharolyticus JOP 1030-1, 2029 nucleotides. RefSeq lists its product as uncharacterized. Bases 310 to 1863 code for a protein of 517 amino acids. The transcript has a single exon. The record is from RefSeq and is a predicted model, not a curated record. Lineage: Eukaryota; Fungi; Ascomycota; Eurotiomycetes; Eurotiales; Aspergillaceae.